AUGGAGGAAAGACGAAGACGUUUCUCCACUGCUCAGCAGAUUAAUCCAGACACGUUAAAAGUAAUUAAAAAGGCAGCUAAUCGUUUAGAAAGUAUUGCUGACACUAAAGAAGAGCCUGAUAAUAAAGAGCAAGUCUAUGAGAGGAAACAUUCAAUUCAACAAACAGUUACUUCCAAAUUGGGAAGUUUGGCAUUAUUUAAAGACGAAGAUGAAGACGAUAUUUCUACUGCUGGUGGAGGUGCUUCAUUCAUCUCUGCCUAUACAACCCCCGGCCCUAAAGAAAGAGCAACAUGUGCAAAGAAGAAAGCAAAUUUGGGAGUCAUGUUUGGGGUGUAUCUUCCAACAAUUCAGCACAUUCUGGGGGUUACUAUGUUUAUCAGACUGUUUUGGGUUGUCGGAGUUGCCGGUGUUUGGCAUACAAUGUUGCUGUUAUUUUUGUGUUGUACCUGUACUUUACUUACAUGUAUCUCAUUAUCUGCUGUUGCUACAAACGGUGUGGUAGAAGGCGGUGGUGCGUACUUUAUGAUUUCUCGAAAUUUGGGUGCUGAAUUUGGCUUUGCUGUUGGAAUUCUUUUUUAUUUGGCAAAUACAGUUGCUACCUCUAUGUAUUUGGUUGGAGGUGUUGAAGUCUUCCUUCUAUAUAUUUACCCAAGCUUAACAAUUGGUGGGGAAGAGGUUCACUCUGACACUGGAAUGCUUGGAAUGAUGUCUAACAAUUAUAGAAUAUAUGGCACUCUUUUGUUAUUAAUUGAAUGUGUAAUUGUUGCACUUGGAGUUAGAGUAAUUAUUUUAAAAUUUAUUUUUAAAUUAUUUGGACCUCAUUAUUUAUUAAAUGCCCUUUAUAAGAGACCUCAAUUUAAUAUACACAAUUACGAGGGGAGCUGCUUAACAGGGUGGUGUAUCUUCGUCUUUCACCGAAUUUUCGAAUUUUUUGGUGGUUCGCUUUUUACAAUCUUUUUCGCACAUCCAUGCUGCCUAACAUAAUAGAUACCCUCAAAUUUUGGUCUAGGG
Meloidogyne enterolobii is the source of this 1011-nucleotide messenger RNA. Lineage: Eukaryota; Metazoa; Nematoda; Chromadorea; Rhabditida; Meloidogynidae. The record is from the annotation of a GenBank genome assembly.